Molecule: messenger RNA, 9189 nt
Organism: Aricia agestis (brown argus)
Lineage: Eukaryota; Metazoa; Arthropoda; Insecta; Lepidoptera; Lycaenidae
Product: adenomatous polyposis coli homolog
Exons: 14
Coding region: 263-8956 (2897 amino acids)
Biological process (GO): positive regulation of protein catabolic process; negative regulation of canonical Wnt signaling pathway; Wnt signaling pathway
Cellular component (GO): cytoplasmic microtubule; beta-catenin destruction complex; catenin complex
Molecular function (GO): gamma-catenin binding; microtubule binding; beta-catenin binding
Source: RefSeq, a predicted model, not a curated record
GCCGCGACGCGAUUGCCUUUCCAUUUUCGAAUACGUUAAUUUGAAAAAGUUUGACAGUGACAUUUUUUUUUAUUUACAAAGUGAUAACGGCCUGUGACUAGUGCUUCAUAAUUUCACUGAAAUCGAUGUGUCUCAUCGGAAUGCGUAGAAAUCGUCACGCACGAACAAUUUAGAAGACUUAUGGAUUAUUAACCACCGAGUUGCGGAUAUAUUUUUUAAUAUACAAAACAACGAUGAAAGCAACGUGAUACAAAGUGAAACAAUGAGCCGCGAUUACAUAAAUGUAAUGUAUGUGAACGAGAAUUCGAAUCGCACGAAUAUCGACAGCGGCGACGUUCUCGACAACGAGACAGAGUUCAACGCGAACAGGUACAGGCUGUUCGAUGACUUUAGCACGGAUUUGCGCAUUAGCUUCAACUCGAUAAGGAACUUCCACGAGAUACUGAGGGAUAGGCGCAGGGGGGAUCCCAACGACUCCGGGGUCGAUGUCGAGAACGGCAACCCCAUGGAUGACGUAACGUCCAAUGACAGCGAUUUGUUGGAGAACGAAGUUAUGGUAGACCCUUGGAGCAGUAUGGACUCCUCCAAUUCGCCAUUGACUGAUUCCGGACCGUCUGCCAAUGAAGACUGCACGCCCUCCACUUCUAGUGAGCCACCCCAGCCCCGCGAUGACAACGCUCCCGCCCCCUCGGAACCCCGCCGCUACCCAAACCCAAAAGACACCAAAAGCAAAAAUAAAAAACACCCCAACGCAAAAACACCGGACAAGGCGAGGAGCCGAGACCUGACUCUAGAUUUCGAGGCUUUGGAAAGAGAAACACCGCGCCGGCCGCACUUUCUAGAUGACGACUACCUACCGCCUUCAAAAUCGAAUAUCGAGUGUCGAAUUCCGAAGCCUCAUUUCUUGGACCACUCCCCUUCGCCGGACGAAUUCGACGAUCGGAACCCGCAGUUUCUCGACGACGAAGUAGACGGCGACGAUCACCAGGCACAAAAGAAGUCGGGCGCCCUUCCAAAGAGAUCAGCAAAAAACCAGUCUUCCACUUUUGUAGCUCAAGAGGACAGACCGCCUAGAACUAGUUAUAGAAGUACACUUCACUAUGGUUUAGAAAAUCCUGCCCGAUCUAGCGAACGUGACAAACGAGCCUCGCAGUUGUAUAGAGGUACGUGGCCGGGUGAGCGCGAAGUUUGGACGGCCCACGACGCCGCCAGCGUCCGGAGCUUCUCGAGCAACGGAUCCGAUGGACCUCGACCCGCCUCAAAUUUAGAAAACAAAAUGGAGUGCGUGUGCUCGUUGAUGUCUCUAUUGAGCCUGUCGCCAGAAAUCAAUGCCGAUCUGAGCGGCCCUCUCCUAGACAUGAGUAGGACCGUCGAGAGCUGCAUAGCGAUGAGACAGGCUGGCUGUAUUCCAUUAUUAGUACAGCUCAUUCAUUCUAAAGUGCCAAGAGAGACUCGUGAUCGGGCAGCGAAGGCGUUGCGCAACAUUAUUCACACGCAGACUGACGACAAGGCCGGCAGAAGAGAAGCGAGAGUUUGGAGGUUACUAGAGCAAGUUAGAGAAUAUUGCUAUGUACUCGAGGACGUCGUGGAAGCUAGGAAGGAGGGAAAAGAAAUCAUCGAGGAUGAUGCAACAAAACACCCCAGUCAGAGCGUUGCCGCAUUGAUGAAAUUGUCGUUUGACGAGGAACAUAGGCAUGUAGUUUGCCAACUAGGUGGGUUACAAGCAUUAGCAGCCUUGGUGAGCGGCGAUCAAGCUGCACAUGGAAGCAGAACUGACGAUAACACAUGUCUUACGAUGAGGAAAUAUGCUGGCAUGACGUUAACGAACUUGACUUUCGGUGAUGGAAAUAACAAAUCACUGCUAUGUUCUUUUAAAGAUUUUAUGCUCGCAUUAGUGGAACAAUUGGAAUCACCCAACGAUGACAUGCGGCAGGUGACAGCGUCAGUACUAAGAAAUCUGUCCUGGAGAGCAGACACAAACAGUAAACAAGUAUUAAGGGAAGUUGGAGCAGUUAAGGGUCUUACGAUGGCAGCCAUGACCUGUCAGAAGGAGGCGACACUGAAAUCCGUUCUAUCGGCGUUAUGGAAUUUGACAGCUCAUUGCUCUAUGAAUAAAGUAGCUCUGUGCUCGGUAGAGGGUGCGCUCGGGUUCCUUGUCGAAAUGCUCAGCUACAACUCUCCGACUAAAACUUUAGCCAUUGUAGAGAAUGCAGGUGGAAUUAUGCGCAACGUAUCGAGUCACAUCGCUGUUCGCGAAGAUUACAGACAAAUUCUCCGCGAGAGAAAUUGUUUAAGUGUCUUGCUUCAGCACCUCAAAUCUCCAAGUUUGACCGUAGUCAGCAACUCGUGUGGCACUCUAUGGAACCUCUCCGCUAGGUGUCCGCAAGACCAACAAUUUCUCUGGGACCACGGCGCUGUACCGAUGCUCCGAAGUCUGAUACACUCGAAACAUAAGAUGAUCGCCAUGGGAUCAGGAGCGGCUCUCAAAAACUUACUGAACUCCAAACCGGGAAAGACACAUAUUAUAUCUCUGGACACGACAGCCAAAACUAUGAAUUUACCGGCUUUGCCGACUCUAGGGGCGAGGAAACAAAAAGCAUUAGAGCAGGAAUUGGAUCAAAACUUAGCGGAAACGUGCGAUAACAUCGAGCCGGCCACUUCGCCGACCACGAGUAACAGAGAAGAGAAGAACUUGUUCACUGCAACCGAAAGACAAAUUACGAUGAAUUUGGAACGACACAGAAUGACGUCCAGUUCUCCGCUGAUGGGAUCGCUUACCUCUCAAAUAUCGCUGAGUCAUAGUGCGCAUCUCGCUAGCUACCUAAGCUGUAGCAACACCCUAUUAAAAGGAGCCCUGGUGUCCCGUUCCUCGCCCGGCGGGAGCUCCUCUAACGUCAACAGGUCGGAAAGCAAAGACUCCGUGACGAGCACACACUCCGACUCAGUGUUCGAAAGAGGAACGCGAACAGGCAAGGUACCGAUACCGACACCCCGGAAUCGAGAUCUGAUGAAGAUGGAUACGGGCAGUGAUUCUGUUAAACCUCAACCGUUAUCGAAGGACGCGACGUACUUGCAAUACGCAACUCAACCGCCCAUCCCACCUCCGCGAAGCACGACAGAUAUGAGAACUAACUACACAGAAUCUGGUUACGACGUCGACCUAGAUUCUUGCGACCAACCUAUAGAUUUUAGUAGGAAAUAUUCGGAAACGAAGAACACCGAUGCGGAACCGAGCGAAAAAGGGAAGGUUGACGCUAAGAAAAUAUAUUCUAAAAAGGAAAACCCGAGUACAUUCGGUGACUACCAGGAGACUGAUCUGGAUCAACCCACAGAUUACUCCUUGCGCUACCCGGAACUUCAAUCCGAGACGGGAUCAGAUAUAUCCGAACCGCCGGGUCCUUCGAUUAACGAGGAUACGAUAAAGCAUUUCGCAACAGAGGGCACGCCAUACGAGACUCCGAUUAUUUUCUCUACGGCGACGUCCAUGUCGGAUCUCCGGAUCAUCGGCAAAGACGGCAAACCGAAGACGUCGAGUUUAAAGGAGCAUCCCGAGGCGAUGAGUCACUCGGACGAGAAGGACACGUGCUCGAUCGAGGAUCCGCCGCGGCACGACAACGACAGGGCUAUAUCGACGCCGCCCACCGCCUCCGUGGCCGAGCCGAUCGCGGAGAAGAGGAGCGUUUUCGACACGAAAUUCAGUUCCGGUAUGAUAAGCCCCGAGAAACCUGUUAACUACUGCGACGAAGGCACCCCUGGAUAUUUCUCGCGAGUGAGCUCGUUGAGCAGCUUAGGCGAGCCGACGGAGGGUGACAAUCUAGCGAAGAAGAACGCCCAGGCGACGAUUAACGUCGAGCCGAGUCCACAGGAGCCGGGGGCGAUCAGCUCUGGAAAAGAUAAAGAAGGAUCAAAAGCGGUGACCUUCGCAACGGAGCCAAUAUCGAUAACUCAAGAGAACUCCGGAUUGGCGUCGAACAGAACUUCUUCACCUCAGCGAUUCGUCGAAGAAACGCCUCUGAUGUUCUCAAGGUCCAGUUCCUUGGGAUCUCUCCCGGAAUGUUCCCAGCAGGACGAUCAGGGCUCAGUGUUGUCAGAAGUUAGUCGUCUAACGUCAGGCUGUAUAUCCCCGAGCGAGAUCCCGGAUUCUCCCGGGCAGAGCGUCCCGCUGUCCCCGCGCUCCCGACACCCGCCCGCCGAGCCGAUUGUACAGUCACACACACCGCCUAUGGAGUCGUGUCCCGAUGCGGGUGUCACGUCGGUGUUUGAGGAGCGCGUGUCGCGGUUCGUGGUGGAGCACACGCCCGCGCAGUUCUCCGCCAACACCUCCCUGUCCAGCCUCACCAUUAACGACGAGCCCAAGCAAAUAAUACACUUGGAGGAUGACAACAAGCCGGUUAACGAGGAAAACAUACCGCCGCCGCGCGAGGAGGAUACCAGCUCACCUAUUCCCACUGAAAGACAUGGUGAUACGUCUACCGAAAAUGCCGGCAGCGAUAUGUUAAAAGCAGCGGAUGUGGGUUCGGAGGAGCGGGCGUCGGACAGCUCGGCGCUCAGCGACUCCGAUCUGUUGGAGGAGUGCAUAAGGAAGGGAAUAGAGCAGGUGGUUAAAAACAAAGGGCCGGCAUCGGACGUGUCGUCCGUCAACCCGUACUCCGUGAGAGGUGAUCUCUAUAGAUCUCUGCCUCCCUACCUGCGGUCCUCCACAGAAACUGUGAUGAUGUCACACGAAUUCGGCAGAAGCAUUAGGGACAGUCCGCCGCCGUUGCCUCCCAAGAUGGCCGCUGCACCGCCCCGCCCACCACCACCGCCUGCACGUAUAACAGAUUUUAAAGCUGAUAACACAUCACCAGACAAGUUGGGGGUAGUCCGCAACAAACCGAAACUGCCACUGGGCAACCUACAAAGAAACGACUCCCUUAGCUCCUUAAGUUUGGACUCGUUCGGAUCUACCGACAGGGAAAUAUUCGAGGAGACCGUCAAAGCCGGGCUCUCCAGUGUGAAUCCUCGAGCAGCUCUCGCUCUCGACAGCGACAAGGGAAAAGCGCAUUCGGUGGAACGACGCCCAGAGUCCGCCAAGCACGGCAGACACCAUAAAUCUCUCGAUAGGAGCGAUAAAAUUGCCCACCGCCUCUCUAAGAUCAGGGACCCCGAGUUCGAGAGAAACAUCGCCGCCGGCGCGUACAACGUAAACUUUUCCAACAAGGUUACACUGGAGCAGGAGUUUGUAGCGUCCGGUCGGUCGUCGUACGCCGACGAGCCGUCGAACGCUGUCACGCACCAGUCUAGAGCUCGCGGCCGCACCUUCGACGACGGCCCCCCGAGCCUCCCGGCCCGUAUCGAGGACAGGCGCCUCGACCGAAGCUCCUCCCUGAGUUCCCUCAGCAACGACUCCUUCGGAUCGACCGACAAGGAGGUCUUCGAGCGCUGCGUCCGCAUGGGAAUGUCCAAGACAAAAAAACGCGACGAAGUUAAACUCAGAGUCAAAAGCGACGAUCGGCUCGACGGUCGAGAGUCCGCCCGGCGGCGACGAAAGGACAAGCAGCACCAGGGGGCGCUCGACAAAAUGGUGGGGGAGGAGGCGAGGGACCGCGCCCUAUUAGAGGAGGUCAUCGCUCGGGGUGCGGGCGAGGCGAAGGACACUCAGCCAAAAAACGUUCUGGCGCCGUCUGCGGCUCUCGCGGACGCAGGCGGCGCCGCCCCCGCGCGAGACACGCCCACUGGCUGUGAGCGCCCGCCCACCAUCACCGUGCACGACGCACCGACGACGGACGACUCCACGCUUCUCGAGGACGGUACGACGACUUUCGAAUCCGCCGACUGCACCGUUAUGGACCGCUCGAACGAGUGUCUCGCGCCCCAAUCUGCAAACACCACCAUCGACUCCGAAAAGGACGAGUUGAACCGCUCCAACGAAUCGUACGCCGACGUCCUCGAGGCGUCCUGGAGCGACGAGGAGAAGGCACCGUGCGUGUACAACGCGGAAACUCUGACGAGAAAAGGCAAGCACAAACUCGAGUGGACCGACAUCAAGUGCACCGACAGCGAGAUUCAUCUCGAGGACGUCUCAAAGAGAAGCAACGACACGUGGAACGACAACACCUGUCCAGAUGACGUCACGUUCCCGACUAUCAGCGGGUCGAUCCACCUCGUAUCCUCCAUGCGGAGCGAAAUCGUCGAUGCGUCUAUGGCUUUGCCCGAUUUACUCGAGAAGAGCGAGGCGAGAAACUUUUCUAAACCGGACCUAACGGACCAACUAGAUGGCAAUAUUGAUGUGGAGGUCACCGAAAAAUUUGACGACAAGAUAUUAUUGGAAAAUAUUCCGGAACCUAGUUUCACAUCUCUCAUCGAUGAGAACGAGCAGAAGUUCGAUUCGAUCGUAUCGUCGGCCAUAGAGAUGGAGGCCGCCAGAUUGGCAGCUCAGCUGAAAAAUUCCCAGUACGCGUUAGAAAAUAGUACCACCUCUCUGACGUCCGUCGAUUUAGAUCACAUUAAGCCUCCGUCGAAUUUAGGUAGUUUACUGUCUCUGAGCGCAUCGGCUCAGUGGGACGAAUCAUCUCAAGCUUCAAAAAAAUCUUCGCGCUCCCGUAAAAAAUCUCUGCCGGUAGCUUCGAUGGUUAAACGCGCGUUGAGUAACUCGAUGCAUCAAGGUAGCUCCGAGCAUUUGGACACGACUCCCCUAAGCUUAUUGGAAAAUAUGAAACCUCCCUCCGAAAUGGAAAAUAUGGACAUGGACGGAAGUAUGAUUUCCGUCUCGAGUAUAGUGUCCGAGGUAGCAGACGCUAGAAAGACGCCAGUUAUAUUUGACUUCAAACAACCCGUACAAGAUUUUCCACUCUGUACGACGUUCACCAACGUCUUCCAAGAUUUAGAUAAAGUAAAUCCCCCCUCUUUGUUUGACGAAAUUGCUGAAUCUACUUUGGAAGUAGAGCAGACGACGGCGCAGCAAGUUUAUGACGACUGUAUUUCUAAUACGCUCAACGUUAUAACCGACAUACCGUCGGGGUCAGAAAAUUGUACGCCGCUUCCUUCCGACAUGAGUAGCGUUGAAUCGACUCCAAAACGACAACGCGACCAAAGGUACUUAACCCCGAAAGAAAAGAGGAGUGCCGCUAAACAUAGGUACCAAACCUACACGAUCACCGGUACAGCAUCCGAGUCGGACAGAGUAUUAGAAACUGAAUCUGAAGAAUAUCUGACGUGGACCAAGUCGGAGAGCGAUAAGUCCGAAGAGUACCUCACCGCUAACUCCGAAUCGAAGUCUAAAAAACGAGUCAGCGCAAAGCAGAGGCGGCUAGACGAUAGAGCGAGAUAUCAAACGCAGACCGUUGACAUUCAGAAUAUUAUGACGAACAAUACGAGUAAGCCAGCGGAACAAACCGAUCCACACAUAGAAAAUCUCAAACGGCGACUUGCAGCUAAAAAGACGAUAAAACAGAGACGAAUAGAGGACGCCGAGAGAUUCAGAACCAGGACCCUAAGCGAAGAUAUACCUCCUUCGCCCACGUUUGUUACAAAAGAUGCGAGUUUCGAAAACGUCGAAACGACAACCGGAUACGAUAGCCUGUCAUCUAAUGAACUUAAUCAUCAGCAAAUACACGACGAGAGAUCCGGCGACGACGUCUUUAGAGAUGUCGACAGUGGCCACAACGAGGAUGACUUCGAAUUGAACUCUACUAAAAUGAAAACGUACACCAAGAGCUUCCGAAAUUAUCUCCCCGUGGUAGAGAGUCCCGCGGCUGUGGACAUGUGUGUUGUGAAUAACUUGAAAAAUAUUGAAAUGACGGCCUCGUACAGGCGAAGUCAAGAUAAGGAUCUGUACCAGCAUCCCAGCAGCAGUGACUUCGCGAGCUACGAGGCCGACAGCCAUUCCGACGACAGGGGCCACUCCGAUUCAGAUUCCGAAACGCCGUCCCUGAGGCCGAAGCCAAAAAUAAUCAAACCGGAGAACAGAGACGAGAGUUUGGAUUCGAACGAGUCUUUGGAAGCUGAACAGGAGGCUCCGAAGGCGAUUCGGGGACGAAAGAAGGCAGCGUACGUGUCGCCGUACAGGCGCAGUGCGCCCAGUCCGAAGAAAGCCACACCGCAAGCUGCUAAAACGCCUUCGAAAUUGAGCGCGACUCCGAAAACUUAUAUCGGAGCAGCCAAACCACAAACGAGUGCCAAAACCCCGAACAAAACCCCACCUUCGGCUAAAACUAGUGCGAAUACGUCACCUAAAAAGGUAGCACCGAACAAAUCUCCGGCGAAGACAGCUCCUAAGGCUUCCACUACGCCGCCGGCGCCCAAGCCGCUCCCGCUGGUGAGGCAGGGCACCUUCACGAAAGAGGAGAGCACGGUACCUGCGAAAUCGCUACUGGUGACUGAUAAAAAACCGAGCACCUCGCGGCCGGCCACCUCGCCCACGAAAGCCGCUAACACCUCGCCGUCGAGGCUUCCGCAGUUCAAUCGCACUAGACCGCAAUCGAACAAAAUUCCUAGCCAACCGAAGCAAACGAAAACGUGGAAAAGAAACUCGGAGCCCACCAUGAAAAACUCCGCUUCCAACCACAGCCUCCAGAGCAACGACAGCGGAAAGACGAUCGUCCUGGCCCGGACGUCGCGGCCGGGCAGCACCUCCAGCGUCAACUCGAUCUCGUCGGCGACGAAAACGAAGGACGUCGAGAGCAAAAUAGCGAACCUGUGGAAGAAAGUCGAGCAAACGAAAAAACUUCCCGCAAAAAGCGACAAGAAAGUUUGGAUCGAGAGCGACAAGACCGAGACUCCGAAAUUGAUUCGGAGCUCCACGUUCGAGGGGCAACCCAAGCUCAGUCAGAUCAACUCGAACCCCAAACAGAAGACUGCAAUCGGAAUAAGAGUGUCGCAGAUACCGAGCUUACGGCCGAAAACAGUCGCGAAGACGGCCAUUCCGAAUGUUAAGAAAACAACCACAGCUAGGACUGUGAAGAAAACUGUCGGGUAAAAGCGAUCGUUCGCAAAGUUUUUACAAAAUAUAAAUCAGGCAAAACCGAAUCUUUUUGAAGUCACAUUCACCAUGCGAUAAAUUAACCUUUUCUAAAAAACUAAACAAUAAUUUUCCGAGUUUUCUAUUACACGUCCAACAAUAUUCUAGCAAUAUAGGUAUAUUUGUAAUCGGAUCUUUCUUGUCAUAUAGUCUGUCAAAGAAGUGAAGAAAUUAAAAAGUGGCAACAUCCC